Messenger RNA from Merops nubicus (carmine bee-eater), 1032 nucleotides. RefSeq names its product G protein-coupled receptor 82 (gene GPR82). The transcript has a single exon. Gene Ontology annotation, cellular component: membrane. NCBI's taxonomy places the organism in Eukaryota, Metazoa, Chordata, Aves, Coraciiformes, Meropidae. Bases 1 to 1032 code for a protein of 343 amino acids. The record is from RefSeq and is a predicted model, not a curated record. Gene Ontology annotation, biological process: G protein-coupled receptor signaling pathway. Gene Ontology annotation, molecular function: G protein-coupled receptor activity.
AUGAGAAAUUCAACAUGUCUUCAGCCAUCGUUAGCUACUACUGUAGUUCUACCUGUCAUCUACUCUUUCCUAUUUCCUGCUGGAAGUUUUGGAAAUAUUCUCACUGCCUGGGUAUUUUUGAGGCAAGCACUUACAAAAAGAACACAGUACAUUUACCUGGCAAAUCUUGUCGCUGCAAAUUUAUUUAUAUGUAGCACGAUGCCUUUUCUGGCUGCCUAUUUUGCAAGGGGGUACCAAUGGGCUUAUGACUCUGUAGCAUGCAGAAUAGCAAAUCACCUUGGGACUCUCAUCAUGCACAUCAGUAUGUAUGUUACCAUUAUAAUUUUAUGUUCAACUGCUCUAAGUCAGUAUGCAACAUUGAAGAAAAACAGUGAUGCACAAUGCUCUCACGCAGCUAAAGAAAACUUCUACAGAUGUGUACUUCAGAAGUUUCGCCAGCCGAAAUUUGCUAAAUAUUUGUGCAUCUUUAUCUGGUUUACUGUGUUCUGCAUAACAGUAACAGCUAUAACAUAUAAUAUCCAGGAAAAGGCUGAGAAAGAAUUUCCCAGUUGCUAUAACAUGAAGGUAGAAGCUGGUGAAUUUGUCACGAUGAUUGCAGCUUCUUUUGCCACUGCAAGUUUUUUUGUGUCUUUUACAACAGUUUUGUUGUCAUACUAUUCACUUACCAGACAUCUGGAUAAAAUAAAAAAAAAUACCUGUAUUGAGGAAAAACAUCUAAUUUACAGUACAGUGAAAAGAAACAUUCUUGUCAUCCAGAUGAUACUAACUAUCUGCUUUCUUCCGUAUCAUAUUUUUAGGCCAGUUUUUUAUGUACUGAUUAAAAAUGACGAGUGCCCAAGGUUAAACUAUCUAGUAGAAAUUAAAAAUUUUCUUACUUGUCUUGCUGCUGCAAAGAGCAGCUUAGAUCCAGUUAUAAUCCUUCUGCUAGAUAAAACAUUUAAGAAAAGUCUGUAUGGCCUAUUUACAAAAUCCACACCAGAACAGCACAAACGUAAAGAUGAUAUUUUCAAUGAAGAGACUCCAGAAAUGUGA